CGAUCCUAUGAAGCUGAAUACAGAACUAUUAGACGAAGUAGACAAGAAACGAGUUUAUGUUGUUUGACCAGUUGCCUUUAUAACGAACUUAACACGAUUUAUACAUUUUAUAUUGAAGUCGAAGCACUCCUAUUUUUAAGAGAGACUGGUAAAUGCAAAUAGUUGACCCGACAAGAUCCAGAAUGAGACGGCGAACACAAGCCUGCGCGAAGGUAACAGACUCGAGUGAACCUGGAGUAUCAGCCCAGCUCGGGCACCUUGACAGAAUGGAUCCAGAGAGGCGCAGUCACCAGAGGGAGUAUGGAGAACCAGAGAGGCGAAGUCACCAGAGGGAGUAUGGAGAACCGGAGAGGCGCAGUCACCAGAGGGAGUAUGGAGAACCAGAGAGGCGCAGUCACCAGAGGGAGUAUGGAGAACCAGAGAGGCACAGUCACCAGAGGGAGUAUGGAGAACCAGAGAGGCGAAGUCACCAGAGGGAGUAUGGAGAACCAGAGAGGCGAAGUCACCAGAGGGAGUAUGGAGAACCAGAGAGGCGAAGUCACCAGAGGGAGUAUGGAGAACCAGAGAGGCGAAGUCACCAGAGGGAGUAUGGAGAACCAGAGAGGCGCAGUCACCAGAGGGAGUAUGGAGAACCAGAGAGGCGCAGUCACCAGAGGGAGUAUGGAGAACCAGAGAGGCGCAGUCACCAGAGGGAGUAUGGAGAACCAGAGAGGCGCAGUCACCAGAGGGAGUAUGGAGAACCAGAGAGGCGCAGUCACCAGAGGGAGUAUGGAGAACCAGAGAGGCGCAGUCACCAGAGGGAGUAUGGAGAACCAGAGAGGCGCAGUCACCAGAGGGAGUAUGGAGAACCAGAGAGGCGCAGUCACCAGAGGGAGUAUGGAGAACCAGGGAGGCGCAGUCACCAGAGGGAGUAUGGAGAACCAGGGAGGCGCAGUCACCAGAGGGAGUAUGGAGAACCAGGGAGGCGCAGUCACCAGAGGGAGUAUGGAGAACCAGGGAGGCGCAGUCACCAGAGGGAGUAUGGAGAACCAGAGAGGCACAGUCGGCGGAGGGAGUACGGAGAAAUGAGCUCAGGACAAUGGAACGAUAGCCUUCAGAGAGACAACGGCCAGGCUAUGGCCAGAGAGCUCUACAGUGAAUACUCCAGCAUGAGGAGGACUAGAGAAGGUUUGGGGGACUAUGGUGCUUCCUCUGAUAUGAGCUACAUAAUGGACCCAUCGUCCAGAGACUGGAGCGAAGGCUCAUUGAGGGGUAGUGGUGCUCCCUUCUCCGCAGACACAGAUGGGGAUGUUGAUGGAGAUCCUGUGGAGCUCAGUGUGGAGGACCUGGAGCUCAUAGAGGAGAAGAGAGCUGUUCUUGCUUUGCAAAAGGUUAAACACGGAGCUAAGGACAUGCCUAAAACACAGACUGCACACACAACAGCGAAGGGCAUGUCUAAACCGAGGAAGGCGAACAAUAGAACAUUCAACAGUAAUGUCGCGGACCAGUCGUCACGCAUAUGCCUACCUCUUAAACGGAGGAUGCUGGACAUUCUGAGUAAGGAUACCCCUGCCAAGCUGAAGAAACAAAACAAGAUGCGAGCAUUGGAUCUGAUGAUUAGAGCUCCCCUAGAAAAUGAAGAGGCCCGUCCUCUGAGACUGAGGGUUUUAAUGAACCAGCGACGCUAUCCCGACAAUGAGGAGGUGGUCCCGAAUGAUAAAUGGCAAAUUCAGAGGCCAGUUCAUUCACUCAGGACACAGGAGAAAGACAUAGCAGCCACAGGCUUCCAGCGCUUCCUCAAUGUCCUCAAUAAAGGGGUGGACCUCAACAAGCUCUCAAAGAUCGUCAACAACAAAAAUGGGUUACUCAUUGUGGGCGAGGAGCUACCACAAGUUUGGCCGACUCUGCCCGAGGGUCAUGUUGACUCCAGCAGUAGAUCCAAGUCUUCUCUAGUUGAGAAGACGAAGGUGAGGCUUGAGGAUGAGCAGCGGCACGAGCAGAUGCAGACCCUGCUGGAGAUCGUUGGGCUGGACUUGGGGGUUGAGGAGUUGGGUCAGCUGACAGACAGGACCAAUGACAGGCUGUAUGGGAAGAUGGGAGACUUGAAAAGGAAGGAGUUCGAGAAUGAGAAGGGGGACAGAGAAAAAGGAAAGCGAGCCUUCAUUUAAACAUCUCAGUACUUCCUCAUUACCAUCAGACAGCGCCAGCCCCCUUCUAAACCAGCACUCAAACAUGACCGUUGAAUACAGCAGCUUUAGUAACAGGGUAUGUGACAUAGAGGGACAGAUCUGAGAGGGACUGCCACCGACACUCUGGUACCAGAGACAAGGAAAGAGGGAGGGAGGAGGAUAUAGUCAGAGAAAUGUACAGAUCGGAAAGAGAUUGAGUGAGAGAUGGUCACAAACACUAGUACCAGAGAUCGGGACAGAGAGGGAGACGAGGACAGAGUCAGAAAAGGGGACACUCCUGCAAGAGAGAGAUACGGGCAAAGAUGCUCUCGUACCAGAGAGAAGGACUGAGUCAGAGAAAGGGACAGAUCUGAGAGAGACUGAAAGGGAGACUGGCACAGACACUCCAGUACCAGAGAGAGACAAGGACAUACCGGUAGUCAGAGAAACUAACAGAUCAGAAAGGAACAGACAUAAAGACGGGGACAAAGACCCAGAGAAAGACUGGGACAGAGACCAAGAGGGAGACUGGGACAGAUCUCAGUGACACCAGGACAGAGACCCAGAGAAAGACUGUGACUGAGGCCGAGAGAGACCCCGGGGCAGAUCUGAGAAAGACAGAAACCGAGAGAUAGACAAGGACAUAGACAGGAGGCUGCAAAGGACCAGAGACAAACGUUCUGGGACCAGAAACUGGGACACCGACAGCAACUGCCACACUAUUACUAGAGACUGGGACAUAGAGAGAUCUGAGAGGGUUAGGCAUGGGGAUGAGUCUAUAGACGGCUCCAUUGAGCUCUACUCAUACUCCAUGGACCCUAUAUACCCUGUUUCUCAUCCUCCUCAUGCAUCUAUGAUGGCAACCACCCAGUACUCUCCGUAGAUGGCAUACCACAGCAGCCCCUACACCAUUGCAUUCCCUCCUGGGAGGGGUUAUCCCCUGGUACCAUGCCCCAUGAUACCAUGCUUCCUGGAAUCAUGCCCGCUGGUGCCAUGCUGCCUGGUAACAAGCCCCUCCUACCCACCCCCCCCCCCCCCUCCAGCUCACAUCUACCCAGCCUGCUAGCAACCUCCAGCUCUCAUCUACCCAGCCUGCUAGCAACCUCCAGCUCACAUCUACCCAGCCUGCUAGCAACCUCCAGCUCUCAUCUACCCAGCCUGCUACUAGCAAACUCCAGCUCUCAUCUACCCAGCCUGCUACUAUAGCAACCUCCAGCUCACAUCUACCCAGCCUGCUAGCAACCUCCAGCUCACAUCUACCCAGCCUGCUAGCAACCUCCAGCUCACAUCUACCCAGCCUGCUAGCAACCUCCAGCUCACAUCUACCCAGCCUGCUAGCAUACUCCAGCUCACAUCUACCCAGCCUGCUAGCAUACUCCAGCUCACAUCUACCCAGCCUGCUAGCAUACUCCAGCUCACAUCUACCCAGCCUGCUAGCAACCUCCAGCUCACAUCUACCCAGCCUGCUACUAGCAACCUCCAGCUCACAUCUACCCAGCCUGCUACUAGCAACCUCCAGCUCUCAUCUACCCAGCCUGCUACUAGCAACCUCCAGCUAACAUCUACCCAGCCUGCUAGCAACCUCCAGCUCACAUCUACCCAGCCUGCUAGCAACCUCCAGCUCACAUCUACCCAGCCUGCUACUAGCAACCUCCAGCUCACAUCUACCCAGCCUGCUACUAGCUACCUCCAGCUCUCAUCUACCCAGCCUGCUACUAGCAACCUCCAGCUCACAUCUACCCAGCCUGCUACUAGCAACCUCCAGCUCACAUCUAUCCAGCCUGCUACUAGCAACCUCCAGCUCACAUCUUCCCAGCCUGCCAGCACUCCAGCGGUCUUAAGUCAGAGAUGCACAUACAUCCAACCCGCUAGCAACCACCAUCUCACAUACACCCAGCCCGCUAGCAACCACAAGGAAAAGAGACAGAAGCAUGCAGAAGCCAUAGUGAAAGUGUCCCGUCAGAUGGUGACAAAGAAGUCCCCCGCGGUAUUGACCACUCGGAUAGCGACAAAGGAGUCCCCCUCUGAAACAGGGCCUAAGAAAGAACUAGAAGGCGAGGAACCACAUGCUGACGCUGCAGAGAAAGUGCCUCCUCAGGUGACUGCAAUGGACUCUGCGGUCCCCUCUGAAUAAAAUCUGGUAAAAAUGUUGUAUCCAGGUGUCUUCAUGAGGAUUCUAAUCGGAUGUCUAAAGAGGCAUCAGUACAAGAUGAAAGGGAAGGGGAAGCAUCUUGCAAAGAGGAGGAAAAAGGCUUGCCAGUACAAAGGGAAGACACCACUUGUAUACACUAAGGAGAAAGUGCCUCCUCUAGAGGCUGCAAAGGACUCUGGGGACCCCUCUGAGCCAAAGCCCAAGAAGAAAAAAAAACACUAGAGGAAAAAGGAGAGAUAUUCAUAACGGUACACAGAACCUAUUUGACAAGGGGGAAACUGUCAAAGGCAAAAGCAGAUGCUAAAAGCACUGAGGCCAAUUCUGAACCAGCACCCAAGAUGGAAGGGGAGGGAGGAAUGACAGAAGGGAAGGAACUGCUUGCAGACACAAUAGAGAAAGUAGUUCCUCAGUUGAUUACAAAUGCCUCUUAGCUUCCCUCUGAACCAGGGCCCAACAAAAAAACAGAAAGAGGAAGAAACUGUUAGAGUAGAAACUGCGUGCAGAUCAUAUGGAGAAAGUGUCUGCAAAGAGCCCUCAGGCCCUCUUGGAACCAAAGGCCGAGAAGGAGAGGACGACGCAAUUAAAGAUGGCGAGAAACUGCUAGCAGACCUUGUGGAGAAUGCGGCUAUAAUGGGCCCUGGCUUUCUCUCUGAACCAGAGGCUGAGAAAGAGACUAGGGGAUAAACAACAAGUUCUCCCUUGGUUAUCUGAAAUACCCAUGUUUUCACUAAGAUGAGGUUAUGUUGACCUUUUAUCUACCUAUGACUUGGCGUUCACCAGUCAACCACAUUUUGUCCUUGUUAUGGCAAAGCCUUUUAAUGACAUUGAAAUUCUUAAAUGUUCCUCAACUUGAAGAGUUCAAGCUGAAGAUAGGCACGCCUAACAUAGCCUCAAAGGAUGGCUAGCUGUUGUAAGUAAAAGCACCAGAAAUACAUUAGUUUCAAGGGAACAUGAUUGUAUUAUAUCAUAGCAAGUCGUUCGUCUCAACUCUUUCUCUUUUCUGCAGAUCUUCACUGGGCGUCAUGAGCUCAUCUCCCACUAGAAUAGAACCUGCUGCUGACCCAUCCAGACCCUAUGGACAUCAGUUGGCUUACAUGGUUACCUAUCAACCAUUUUAUAGAUUUGUAAUGACACUGGCAAAGGAUUUGUUAAAGUUGAGCCUUGUCCUUAAAUGCUUCACAUUGAAGUUAUUUUCAGUGUAAUUUAUUGGUAUUGUGUGUAUGUGGUAGGACCUAGGCCGCUCAUAUAUGCUAAGUACCUUUAGCGUCUACUGACGAUAGUAUCUUCUGGCCGGGGGAGUUUUAUUAAGACCCCAGACACUUGCACUAAAUGUUAACAUGCAUCAUUUCACACAUCGUUUGCGGUACGAUUUUGGAAACAUAAGGAACUAUCUUACAUAUCAGUGGAGAGAAAGAAACACCCGUUUAUUGGGUUAGGGUUCCAGUGCUGGUUUACGGAAAACAUACAGAGACAGUUGACUACCUGUGCUAAUUAGUGAUCUGCGUCUCCAAAAACCUGUGUAGAAACAGAAGAUGGACACCGCAAACUCAUCACCGAAAAAUACUAUCGGCUGCAACUGUUAAAACCGGUUUUAUAAACUGGGUGGUUUGAGGCCUGAUUUCUGAUUGGCUGAAAGCCAUGGUAUAUCAGACCGUAUACCACAGGUAUGACUAAGCAUUUAGUUUGACGGCUCUAAUUACGUUGGUAACCAGUUUACAAUAGCAAUAAAGCUCCUCUGGGAUUUGGGAUUAUGACCAAUACCACUGCCAAGGGCUGUGUCCAGGCACUCUGUGUUGCGUCGUACAUAAGAAAAGACCUUAGCCGUGGUAUAUUGACCAUAUACCACUCUUCCUCUGGUCUUACUGCUUUUAUAACACGAGUAAAUGGAUAUUUUUCAUAUGAAAGUAGAUGGCUUUAUGUUUCUAGAACCGUACCUCAAUUUAGAUGGAGUAUUUGGCUGCCAGAGACAAUUUGCCUGUUUAUAAACCAAAUAAGGGCGUGGAGUUUACUUGGUCUGGUCAUGUGGUCAGGAAAAACUCCUGGCCCUGGGCAUAGUACAUGUGUAUCAAUGCGAUGAAAAGACUAGCGGCGGAAUUAUGUUUGUAAGUUGUCAUGCCUGAUAGCUAAAAUAACUGCCAUUGUUUCAU
Messenger RNA from Oncorhynchus gorbuscha (pink salmon), 6446 nucleotides. RefSeq lists its product as uncharacterized. The record is from RefSeq and is a predicted model, not a curated record. Bases 153 to 2147 code for a protein of 664 amino acids. NCBI's taxonomy places the organism in Eukaryota, Metazoa, Chordata, Actinopteri, Salmoniformes, Salmonidae. The transcript has 5 exons.